CCCCUCGCCGGAGUUUCUCUUGAUGCCGGCGAUUUCCCAUUCCUUUCCUUUCCUCUUCGUUGCUAUGCGCGCGGUGCUGCUCGCGAGCCACCGCAAUGCUGUUGUCGUCCCCGCUCCCCUGCUGUGCUCUCGCGUCGCCUGCCCGCGCCACCUGCACCCUCGCCGAUGCCUCGAAGCCUCGUCGUAGCUCACCUCUGACUCCAUGUCGAUGCUUAGUCGUUCCCCGGUGCUCAGUCGCCUCACCGAAGCUUUGAAUACCCCUCUGCCCUCUGUUCUUCGCUCCUCUUGUGAGCAGAGGUUGAAUUCGGAGUCGAUUUGUUGACCUCCUAAUGUGUGUGGAGAUCUGUUAGAUAAUUAAAGGAAGUAAUGAUGAAGAAUUUUGAUCAUUUUUUUUUUAUCUGGGGGGCAAUAUGAUAUCAAAGGAAGAGUAUGCUACUUCUUCCGUACCUGAGAAACAAGGUCAACAUGUAGUAAGUUGUGCUGAUGUAGAUCCUGACAGAAGCUGCAAGGAUCAGAACCUAGAAGACACAAAAGCUUUUGCACAGCGAUUUGGCAGUUCAGCCUCACAAGUAAGCUCCUCUGCAGUUGCUUUGCUGGAAGCAGAAUUACAUUCAACUGCAGAAGUAACAAAGUCAACUACUGCAUUGGAAGAUAAUAGUAAAGAGAAUAGUGGAUCUGUUGCAGAAAAUGUUUUGUCAUCUGCUUCUGGGUACCCUAUAACCCGACCCGAAAAAACAUUGCUACGAUGAUGGAAAUAAUGGCGGAUUAGAGUAGCAAACAUACAUGAUACAUCGAGAAGCAUGCCUACAUGGAUAAUGGAAUUGAAGAAUAAUGAAAGAAUGACCUUAAGAUUGAUUUAGGUUUAUUUAAGGAGAGAUAUAUAUAUUAUGAUUUUAUGAUUAACUAUUUAUAUAUUGGAUGCAAUAGUAUGUUUUCGAUUGAGUAUACUCUUUGGCUCAUUUUUUGCAAUGGUCGUUGAGUAUUUCUACUCAUUUACAUCAAUAAUAUCAUUUUAUUUCCUCUUCUAUUAUUACGUUUAUAAGUUUUACUAUUAUUAUCAUUGUAUAUAUGCCGAUAAAUGAAAGAAUGUUACUAUAAGAUAUGUG
Molecule: messenger RNA, 1106 nt
Organism: Beta vulgaris subsp. vulgaris (sugar beet)
Lineage: Eukaryota; Viridiplantae; Streptophyta; Magnoliopsida; Caryophyllales; Amaranthaceae
Exons: 3
Coding region: 411-749 (112 amino acids)
Source: RefSeq, a predicted model, not a curated record